UCUCUUCCGGUGUCACCAUGUUUGUUUCAGUGUGACUUGACGCUGAGAGGAAAGGAAGGUGUCCACGAUGACAACUUUUAAAUACACAACAGUAACAGUAGCGACGGGGAUGUGAAAAUUCCCAGCUAACAAACCUUUAGCGGAAAUGUGUUUCUCUCGUUACCGCGAGUGUCGUCUACGUUUGGAAAGAGCGUAGCGUGCUAACGUUAGCUUAGCCAGCUAGCUAGCAUGAACUCGGGCUGUCGCUGCUUUUGUUUACAUCCAGUCCUGAUGAUGGGCCUGCAGAGGUGUGUUAGCUAACCCAGCUACCCGACCUGUGUGAGGGGAAGAGUCAUCCUAAAAACACCCGCACUGUGAGGACCGGGGUCGUCCAUCCAAUCUGCUGCCACCUCGGGGUGAUGGAAGUGUCCUCUCAGGAUACAUCUCUCAUGGCUAUGGACCUGUCAAAGGGCUACUCAGUCAACCCCCUCAGCCGCAGCCACACUGAAGCCAUGGACCUGGCAAAGAAGCCCGAGUGGUACCACAGACGCCCGCAGAGCUGCAGCACGGAGAUCAGCUCCUCGUACAGAUCCAGAGCCGCGUCCUCCUACAACUCACUGUCCACGCAGCUGCAUCCUGAACCGGUUGCACCUGUCCACUGUAGAGACAUGGAGCAGAGUCCGGAGUCUCUGAGCAGCUACAUGAAUUCGACGCUAGCUCCGGGGCUGGAUCUGUACCGCGAAAGAGCCCACGGUAGCCUGUGGCAUCCAGGUUUCUACGGCGGGCCCGACCAGACCGGCGGUCCGGUUCCUGAAAGCAGCGGUGGAGAGGAGAGCGACAGCGGCUCUGAUGUUAUUUUUCUCGUCUCCUCAGCUAAGGAGCCACUCUUAUGCAGUCCUUUCAUCCAAGACGGCGUGAGGCACAUUGUGGAGCCCCUGUCCCCAGCUGUGUCCUCACUGGACGAAGGGAGAGGUUGCUAUCACCUACCUCAGCCUCUGAGCUCACCCAGUCCUGACAGCUCGUACUCAGAAGACUCCUCAGACAGCUCGGUGGAGAUACCUGUACAUCAUACCCGGCCCGUAGUCCUCCUGUCAGACCUCAGUGCUGUUUACAGCAACCCCACUGAAUCUCUGGUAGAUGUUUCAAGCGACGACAGCGACGUUAUCGAAGUUUCAGUGACUAACAAAAAGAAGAAAAGCAACACCUUUCCCUGUAAGAAAAGUUUUUCUCGUAAGAAGAGUCUGGCGAGAGAAACUCCCCCUCAGAGUGAGGAGGAAAAAAAUCCACCCAGAAAAGUACGACGUAGUACCCGAAUCAGGAAACCUGUCUCUGAAACGCCUCAGUUUACCUGCAGCGUGUCUCGGCACAGUUUGAGGAGACAAGCCAAAAACGAUGCGGUGGGUAUUUAUAACGAAAGUUGUGAUUCUGACGAUGUGAUGGAGUACGCGGGGAGGUUGUCCAGCUCAGAUCUAGACGAGUCGGCCUCACAGCCAAAUGUGUCGCAAAGAGUGAGCAGUAACUCAGAGGAGUCUGGUGUGGACGUCCAGGCAGACAGGAAGUCGCCGCAGAGAGAGUCGCACGAGCAGCCGUCUCGCCGCCAAGUGUCACGUGCGAAAAGCAUCAGUCAUAAACGAAAGAAGCCCCUCACUGUUCGUAAAACUAAAAAGUUAAGAAGAACUGAACAGAAACAAAACAGCAGAGUCUCACAAGGGCAGCGUCAAAAGUCAUCAAACACAAAAACCGUCCCAAGACGGAAGAAAAAAAGGCGAACGCAGAAAAGACCUUCUGCCCAGUUUCCUCCCAGAGAGCCAGAAAUCAAGCUUAAAUAUGCAAACAUAAAAGAGGAAAAAAAGGACAAGAAAUCAGGCAGUUUUUGCCCAUUUGUUCACAUUGAGAAGAGGAUGUGCACCGUUGUCAACUAUCAGGAGGAGGAGGCAACAGUGAGGAGCAGCAGAGGACCCCAGCAGACGGCGCCCAGGUCUCUGUCGGGGUUUGUCCCUCAUACGUCCUGUUUCCAGCUCGGCCGCUUUGGCUCGGACAGCAAGUGUCAGGACUCGCUGCUGUGCUGCCUGUGCGGUCAGACGGCCAACGCCAUGGGCCUCGGGGACCUUCACGGCCCGUACUAUCCGAUUAGCUCGUCCGUGGACUGCCAGAACCACAACCAGCAGAACUGCAGGACUGAGCAGAAAGAGGAAGAACAGGUGCUCGUCAAACGACAUGCAGUGAAUUCCUCAGAGGAUGGUUGCGGUGAUUUCGACGACUCUGCUGUCAAAGGUUUGCUCGAGAACGACAACCACUCUCUCCCAAAGGUGCCUCUUCAUCUGGACGAGUGCUGGAUCCACGAGGACUGCGGUAUCUGGUCCGCUGGCAUCUUCCUGGUCAGAGGGAAGCUGUACGGGUUGGAGGAGGCGGCCCGGCUCGCACAAGAAACGAAAUGUUCAGCGUGCCAACAAACGGGUGCAAUAAUGGGAUGUUUCCAGAAGGGCUGUCCCAGAAACUAUCACUACAGAUGUGCCGUUCAGUCAGGCUGUGUCUUAACUGAAGACAACUUCUCCAUCAGAUGUCCAGAGCACAAGAACAAACCGUUCACGAGUGUCACCAGACAACAACACAAGAGAUGACGCGGAAGACAUUUGGGGGCACUGGAGAAUGAUCCACAGAUCUCCUCAGGGUGCGACGUGAUCUGCCUGAUUUCACCUCUGAAGUUUUAUAACACUAAUUAACGUGAGCGUGUUUGCUCGAGCAGAAGGCGGACCUUCUGGUGAGAUUUCACUCGACCUCACAGACAGAUCAACCAGGGGCCACUUAAGGAUUUUUAUAAGACACAUCUUUGUUUUGUUGUAUUUCUAUGGGUUGUGUGUGUGUGUGUGUGUGUGUGUCUGAUUGUGUGUGUGUGUGUGCGCAUGGGAGUGUGUAUGGCUAUUUAUUCCUCUUCUUGAAGACUCACAAAUACAGUUUAUUAAUUGAACAUAAUAGGUAUAUUAGAGUUUAAAUGAGCUUUAUUGAUUUGUUGUAUAGUAUAUGAUAUCUUUAUAUAAGAACACUUCUUUUCUUUCUUCAGGUUUUGUACUACUUUUCUAUUUCUAUUACUGUUCAUCUUCACAUAACCAACAUAAUUUAUUUACAUUGAUUUGCAUGCACAGUUGAUGUUUGCUACGAUGCACUUUAUAGUAUAAUUUUAAUUAUUUAUGUCUAUUUGUAGACUUUGUUCUUCCAUUUUUACUAAAAUUAUUUAAAUGUAAUAUAAAGCUGCACUAAGAUUAUAUAGAAAUAUGAAAUUCACAAAGUAGGGCUGCUACAGAGAACAUCCCGACCCCUUAAAGUGAGACCGCAAACUGUACAAUCGCCGCAUUCAAGCAGAUUUAUUUCUGGUGUCGGGUUUAGAUGCUUCUCUGCUCACAGGAUGCAGAAACUUAAGAUUGACAAACAGAACAAAAUGUCUCCUAAACAGAAGCGAGAGUUCAUUUCAGUUUAGAAAAAGAUGCAUCAACGUCUAGUGGCCAAGCAGAAAUCAGAAAAUGUAAAGUUUUAAAGGGUCAGUUCAAUAAAAUCGCAAAAAAACAAAAUCACUUAACCCAACUCAACUAAUCCCAGUUUCUCAAAUGAGAGGAUUUGCUGCUGUUCUCUUUAUCAUCUCAUUGUAAAUUGAAUAUUUUGUGGACUGUUGUUCAGUAUAAACAUUGUUGGAACUGCAGUACCUUAUUUUGAGCGCUUCUGGGGGGAUGUAAACAGGAAAUCUAAUGUUGGCAUGAAUUCAGUAUGUUAGCUCUGGGCUACAGCUUGAGACUAACACAGACUAAAAAGCCUGUAUUUGUUUACAUUUUUGGCAAAUUAGCACAAUUAAAAGUACGCUGAAUGAGCUAUUAGCAAUCGCUGUUUGCAGCGUACAGACAUAUAUGACUGGAUUACUUUGAUACGUGCUACCACUGAAGUAAGUUGGAAAAUGUUUUUGUGAUUUGGGUGAAUUGACCCUUUAAGAUAUGGUAGCCAUGUAGAGCUGAAGUCGCCUAGUGCAGCUUUAAGUGUCCAUCUUUGUAUGAGCUUUUGUAUUUCAGUUCAGGAGUUGUUUCUAAAAAUUGAGGGUUUUAAGUAAAUUGUCAGAGUUUGGUUUUAUGUCAGCACUUUUUAUUAUUUGAGGAAUAAAAAUAUUAUUAAUGUUGUUUUAAUAAAAGUCGAUAAAACUGAA
Messenger RNA from Micropterus dolomieu (smallmouth bass), 4165 nucleotides. RefSeq lists its product as uncharacterized. The record is from RefSeq and is a predicted model, not a curated record. The transcript has 6 exons. Lineage: Eukaryota; Metazoa; Chordata; Actinopteri; Centrarchiformes; Centrarchidae. The coding region runs from base 399 to 2600 and encodes 733 amino acids. Gene Ontology annotation, cellular component: nucleus. Gene Ontology annotation, biological process: regulation of transcription by RNA polymerase II.